Messenger RNA from Exaiptasia diaphana, 2049 nucleotides. Its product is annotated as neuronal acetylcholine receptor subunit alpha-3. Gene Ontology annotation, biological process: signal transduction; chemical synaptic transmission; regulation of membrane potential. The coding region runs from base 248 to 1729 and encodes 493 amino acids. Gene Ontology annotation, molecular function: acetylcholine-gated monoatomic cation-selective channel activity; transmembrane signaling receptor activity. Gene Ontology annotation, cellular component: synapse; neuron projection; postsynaptic membrane. NCBI's taxonomy places the organism in Eukaryota, Metazoa, Cnidaria, Anthozoa, Actiniaria, Aiptasiidae. The record is from RefSeq and is a predicted model, not a curated record. The transcript has 5 exons.
UCCGAUAUCGACGACAGUCGACUUCAGUGAAGAAUGUCAGGCAUUAAGCGAAAGAAGCCUUCUAGAGAGGCGGGGUUACGCGAUAUCCACUACGAAGACGACCGUUCUCUGAUUGUUAUUGCUUGUUGAAGCGUUUGACGAUCUAUCUUUGGCCAUCCUGCCAAGGGAGGUCUUAUUACUAAAACUACCUGAAUGAGUUCACAACGUURUUUCAAGCUUCGCACAUUCUCGUCAAGUUGAAAAAAUCAUGUCGUUGACGUUUUACUGGGCACUGAUGUUGUCAGCAGUAACAAUAUGUACAGGACGAUAUGAUGGCGAUACUGAGCAUGAACUCAUUGCAUAUCUCUUCAAAGGAUAUAACAGCAAUGCUCGGCCAGUCUUCAAUAAAUCUGAAGCAGUGUUUGUCAAACUAGAUAUUGCUUACAGCCAGCUCGUAGAUCUGGAUGGUAAGAAUCAGAUUCUAUCAAGUAAAGUGUGGAUUAGACAGAUAUGGAGGAAUCCUUUUCUAACGUGGAACCCUGAUGACUAUGGGGGUUUACAAAGCAUUAACGUUGAUGCUAAGAUAGUCUGGAAACCGGAUAUCGUCCUAUAUAACAAUAUUGGUAUCGGCCAGACUGGCGCAAUGUAUAAGUUUGAUACCAAGAUUGUCAUAGACCAUGAUGGAACUAACUCGUGGUUCGCUCCAACACAGAUCCAAAGCAUUUGUAAAAUCGACAUCACUCACUUUCCGUUUGAUGACCAGCAUUGUAAGCUUGUCUUUGGRUCAUGGACGUACACUGGUAACGCUGUUAACUUAGUACAGGCCCGCAACCAAUCAGAUCUCUCAAAGUACACUGUAAGCGGAGAAUGGGACCUAAUCUCAGCCCCAGUCAAACGCAACGUGGUGAAGUAUGCUUGCUGUAAMGAUCCGUUCAUUGAUGUCACAUUUCACAUCCAUGUACGACGAAGGGUCUUGUUUUAUUUAAGUAACUUGAUUCUCCCGAGUAUCAUCUUGACGGUCCUUACAGUGUUCUCAUUCUUCUUGCCCCCUGAAUCUGGAGAGAGGAUAUCCCUGGUCAUUACAAUUCUUCUUGGUUUGACUGUCUUUAUGCUGGUGUUUACAGAAAGUGUUCCUCACACGUCUGAAGUGAUUCCACUGAUUGCAAAAUAUACUUUUAUUGUAAUGUGUGAAGUGGGUGCUUCUCUUCUAGUCACGUGCUUUGUCUUGAGAACCUAUCAUAAAGGACACACUCAAGAUGUCCCAGUUUGGAUUCGUUACUUUUCUAAAGUCCUUGCGCCARUACUGCGUGUAAAACAAAACGAUCAACGUGAUUCGUCGACAAAACAAAGCCAAGAAACGUUUCACCCACGAAACUCAAUCAGUAAUGGAGCUUAUAUUUAUGUSCCACAGAAAACCCCUCACMCAGCGUCUCCUUUGCUUUCCUUUGAACGCCGCCAAAGUGAAACUUGUACAAAAACAAUCCAAAAAAGUGACGAAGUGUUUUGUUCUUGUCAGCAAACGCCUCCAUUAAGGAGUAUCACUGACGGGAAGUUGGAGGAACUGCAUAADGAAGUACGCAUUAUAACUAGUCAUUUCAAAGACGUUAAUCGCCUGGAAAACAGAAAAGCUGAMUGGCAUUUUGUAGCUACAGUUUUAGACUCAGCCUUUUUCUGGUUGUUUCUUGGUUCCAUGGUCAUAUCAACUGUCGUAUUUUAUUUCCAGAUUCCAUACGCUGACAGACUUUGGUGAUCAGAGACUAUAUAGCAUCCUGAGCAGCCGAUUCUUUGCGURGUCRUACACAGCAGWUAGAGUUACUUGUCAGACAACUCAAAGGGCGGCUGCCAGGAGCGUAGUGACGAUAMCACUAUUUUGAUAUAAGAAUAUUGCAUCCUAAAAUUAAGAGUUUGUAUCCACCUGUUUUUCAGUCUUUAAAGCAAAAGUGAAAAGGUCCCGUAAUYAAYGCAAAUUAUAAAGACGAUAUAAAAGYGACAAUCAYCGAUAGAGAAACUUUCAGUGAAUUGAGAAACACAUCAUGGUUGCCAAAUACUCCAUUAAAUAGAUUUAGCAUA